GAAACUGUAUGAUUGAAUCACCUGACUGUGACGUUCGUUUCUGAGGCAACAUGGCCGCCGCCGGCAGAAUGAGCGUUGACGGAGGAGAUAUGAUGCGCUAUGCUGAAUAUUCUCCUAAAACCGACGCUAGGAGCGACGCAGAUAUAGACAGACGUCUGGGAGGGACUCUGAUCGCAGUCGGUCUCGGUGUUGCUGCUGCAGGUUUUGCCGGCCGCUAUGCAUUCCAGCUGUGGAAGCCUCUGGGGCAGGUCUUCUCUGAAACCGUCAGGAAGAUGCCCUCAUCGGCUUUCUCGCCAUAUUACAAAGGAGGUUUUGAGCAAAAGAUGUCCAAGCGAGAGGCCAGCCUUGUUCUUGGCAUCAGCCCCGUCACCACUAAGGCCAAGGUACGCGACGCCCAUCGGAGGAUCAUGGUCCUGAACCAUCCAGACAAGGGUGGGUCUCCAUAUCUGGCCGCUAAGAUCAAUGAGGCCAAAGACCUUUUCGACAAGGAGAACCGCAGAUGACCUGCACCCAACGUCACUUCAUUGUAACUUAUAACUGUCAGAGGGAAGGAUCUUCAAAUGACUUGACCUAUUCCCAUAAACUCCUAUCUAAUAGAUUAGGUAUUCAAGUUUAAAUGUAUUUAAGGAGCGGGACCAUGUCGCGUUAAAAUAAUUCCAUGUUUGAGCAGUUGGUGAAACUUUUUUUUUAAAUAUAAUUAUAAUAAAGUUAUUUGAAAACAUCA
This is a messenger RNA of Pungitius pungitius (ninespine stickleback), 724 nucleotides long. It is a transcript of the gene dnajc15, whose product is annotated as DnaJ (Hsp40) homolog, subfamily C, member 15. Gene Ontology annotation, biological process: protein import into mitochondrial matrix. Gene Ontology annotation, cellular component: PAM complex, Tim23 associated import motor. The coding region runs from base 51 to 503 and encodes 150 amino acids. The record is from RefSeq and is a predicted model, not a curated record. NCBI's taxonomy places the organism in Eukaryota, Metazoa, Chordata, Actinopteri, Perciformes, Gasterosteidae. The transcript is spliced from 7 exons. Gene Ontology annotation, molecular function: ATPase activator activity.